Molecule: messenger RNA, 1472 nt
Organism: Andrographis paniculata
Lineage: Eukaryota; Viridiplantae; Streptophyta; Magnoliopsida; Lamiales; Acanthaceae
Product: UBP1-associated protein 2B-like
Exons: 2
Coding region: 36-1238 (400 amino acids)
Molecular function (GO): RNA binding
Source: RefSeq, a predicted model, not a curated record
UCUUGGUCGAAGUAGCGCCUCCAAUUGCAGCAGCGAUGGCGAAAUCGAAAUUGGGGAAAGGGAAGGCGGUGAAGAAGAAUAUAGCCGCCGGUUCGGUUUCCAAAAUCGAGAAGAAGAUGAAGAAGAAGAAGAAAGUCAAGCAAACGAAGGUGGGUUCCUCCGAUUCGGACUCGGAUAUGGACCCGCAGACCAAGGUCCAAACCCUACUCGAACCCUUAUCCAAGGACCAGCUCGUUAAUCUCGUCACGGACCUCGCGCUAGCGAACGAUUCCCUAUACGCUCUCGUGAAAUCAUCCGCCGACCGGGAUAUCUCCCACCGGAAGAUUUUUAUUCAUGGCCUGAGCUGGGAGGCCACGACGCAGUCGGUUCAAUCGGUUUUUGGGGCUUAUGGCGAGAUUGAAGAUCUUAAUGUGGUGAUGGAUCGAAAUUCUGGGAAGUGUAAAGGCUACGGUUUCAUCACCUACAAAACUCGGAAAGCUGCGAAGAAGUUGUUGAAAAACCCUAAGGUCCAAGUAGGGAAUCGUAUUACGGCGUGCCAGUUAGCGUCGGAGGGGCCUACUGCUCCUGGCCCCGGUGGAAUAGUUUCUCAGCAACAUUUCUCGUCCGAUUAUCCUCAGCGGAAGAUUUAUGUGAGUAACGUCUCGUUUAACGUUAACGCAGAGAGGUUGAGGAAUUUCUUCGAGAAAUUUGGGGAUAUUGAGGCUGGGCCGAAGGGGUUUGAUCCGGUGACGGGGAAAUUCAAAGGGUAUGCGAUUUUUGUUUAUAAAACCGUGGAAGGAGCGAAGAAGGCUUUGGAGGAGCCACACAAAAUCUUUGAAGGACAUCAAUUGCAUUGUCGAAAGGCGGCUGAGGGGAAGAAUAAAGUGGCUAGUGGGGCAGCCUCUAUAACAACAGCUUUGCAGCCAAUGCAGCCUCAAAUGCUGGCUGCAGUGGCGGCUGCGCAGCAGGUGCAGAAUAUGGCCUUGUUGGGGCAGCAAGCAGGGAUUGUGAAUCCUUUGUUUGGUGGUGAGAUGGUUGCGAAUACAAAUUUAGGUGCAUUGAUGGAAGGGUAUUAUGGGAUGGUGGGUGGACCAAUGCACGUGGGUGCGGGUGCAUAUGGUGCUCCUGCUGAGCGCUCCUCCAGUCAGACAAUGAUUCAAGGGUUGCAAUAUAUGUACCCAAAUAUGAAAAGCGGAAGAAUGUCGUCCUCACCGAGGAAUGCAGCCCAGGGUAACGGGGGUGGUUACUCUCCAUUGUGAGUUGUGGAGAAAAAGAUGGAUGACCGUAGGGCUGGUGAAAUAUACUAAGGAAACAUUUAAAUCAUGGUGUCGGGUGUUGCAGAUUAAUUUUUCCAACUUUGAUUUUAUAGUUUGUUUGACGACUGUUUUUACACUUUUGGAAAACCAUUUGCAAAAUGUUGUAUGCAACAUCCUGUUUUGUUUGAACUUUAAAGUCUUCUAUAUUUGAAUUUGGAUAGUUUUUUAUAUUUAUUA